GCUUCCGGAGCUUCUCCGCCUCUGAGAAAUAAAAAUCACCGUGCGGCCUCCCAGACAAACAAGUCUUUCUUUUUUCCUCUCUCUCUCUCUCUCUCUCUCUCUCUCUCUCUCUCUGUGUAAUAGUCUCCACUGAGUCACAUAUGAUUGUUUUCGUCCGUUGAAUACGGCGACUCUGCAACAAUGACCUCAAUCACAUCCGUCGAAUUAAAUUACCUCGUUUUUCGGUACCUUCAAGAAUCAGGUUUUAUACAUUCAGCGUUUGCUUUAGGAUAUGAGGCAGGUAUUAAUAAGUGCAGUAUUGAUGGGAAUUUGGUCCCACCUGGUGCUCUUAUUACAUUUGUACAAAAAGGACUUCAGUACCUGGAGAUGGAAGCAAAUUUGACUAAUAGCGAUGCAGAUAUGGACGAAGAUUUCUCAUUCUUGCAACCCUUGGAUUUAAUUACAAAGGAUGUCCAUGAAUUACGACAAAUUAUAAGAGAUAAAAGGAGAAAUCUCCAAAGGGACAGAGAAAAAGAUAGAGAUAAGGAGCCUGACAGGGAAAUUGAAGGGGAUCGUGGACGAGUUAGAGAGAAGGAAAAACAUGAAAAGGAGAAGGACCGAGAAAACCGGGAAAAGGAACGAGAGAAGGUCAAAAAGGAAAAGGAGAAGGAGCGAGAAAAGCAGUCUGAGGAUCAUGCUGAUAGAGAAAUGGUAAUGGACCAAGAAGAAAAGGAUACUGUAAAAAAUGAAGAGAACGUACUUCCUGGAGGUCCGGAGCCCAUGGAUGUUGCUACAACCUCAACUUCACAGUCUUGUGAAAUCCCUAGUUCUGACGUGACCAUU
Molecule: messenger RNA, 822 nt
Organism: Carica papaya (papaya)
Lineage: Eukaryota; Viridiplantae; Streptophyta; Magnoliopsida; Brassicales; Caricaceae
Source: RefSeq, a predicted model, not a curated record